Molecule: messenger RNA, 1934 nt
Organism: Siniperca chuatsi (mandarin fish)
Lineage: Eukaryota; Metazoa; Chordata; Actinopteri; Centrarchiformes; Sinipercidae
Product: actin-binding Rho-activating protein-like
Exons: 2
Coding region: 262-801 (179 amino acids)
Biological process (GO): positive regulation of Rho protein signal transduction
Molecular function (GO): actin binding
Source: RefSeq, a predicted model, not a curated record
CCUUGUCUCCCUGUCUGAUCAGUGAUUGGCUGCCCGGAUCUUCUCUAACAGGCCACUGGCCGAGACAGGUGUCCAUCAUAGUGGUUUUGCCUCGGGACAGAAAACCACUCUUGCUGCUGUCAGCAGUGUUGCAGUAUUGUAAAAUUGUACUACAUAGUUACAGUGCAACCACAGGAUUUGUUUGCACUUUGGCUGCAAUGAAACAUUAUUGCAGGUGAAGUGAGGAUCGAGUCAGUGUGUGACAUCUCAGCAGAGCCUGUGAUGGAGACAAACAGCCAGAGCACCAUCGUCAUGGAACCUGAAGAUGACGUCCCAGCUCCUGCUCAGUUUAGCGACGACACUGCAGUGUGCAUUGUUUCUGUGAAAGGCUUAAAGGAGAACUGGCAGAAGUGGUCUGAUGAGCACCAGGAGUACCAGAAGCAGAACCCCUUCAGUCACGACACCAGGCCCAGUGUGAUGGUCCCUCAGAAGGGGCAGGACGACUACGGGAGGCCCCUGCAGGGCUCCAUGACGGAGCAGCGGGGCAAGGAUGCUCACACACACAUCAGCAGAGAGGUUCAGGAGCUGUGUGAGGUGAUAAGGAACAUUGGAGAACCUAAAAACAAAGAUGGGGAUGGAAGCGGCAGCGAUGGGAAAGUGAUCACUGUAGAAUUUAGGAAACUGUUUGAGCAUUAUGUGACUAUCUCUAAUAAACUGGUGGGGAUUCUUCUGCGAGCGAGGAAGCAGAAGCUGGUUGACUUUGAGGGGGAGAUGCUGUGGCAGGGGCAGGAUGACCAUGUAGUUAUCACUCUAUUGCAGUGACCAGAAACUUGGACUAGUGUUUAUGCCUUGAUUCAUGUUACAUGCAGUGGCAAGUAUAGAGCUACUUCAUGGCAGCACUCACUGUAGUAUUCAGAUAGCAGGGGGAUUGCACUAAUUGUACUUUAGUCACAUGAUGGCAAUUUUAUUUAGAAAACAAAAUGCUUUUUUUCUUGCUUACACAAGCAACCUCAGUGGCUAAUAAUUUACACCAUCUCCCUGAGUAAUGUACAUUAGGCGUACUAAUGCAUUUUCUCCUCAUGCUAAAAACACAAGAUCUACUAAAUCUACUGUCCGAAGUGCAGAUACAUGCAGAAGGUAGAAAAAGUCAUGUAAAAACCAGAAAGAAAUGGACUGACAUGAGUUCAUCACAAUUACAAACACUGUUACGGUUUUGGGUCAUACCAGGUGAAAUGCCAAUUAGCAGCAUUUGUCAACAAAAAAGAAGUCAUCAGCAUGUUGAUAUGUGAGUUUUCAAAGCAAUUAACUAAAACUUAAACGUAAAUAAAGAGAAAUAUUGGUCAUACGUUGAAACUUAACAGAGAUAUGACACAUAUACUGUAUAUAUGCCUAAUAUUGGCCACCUUUGUAGUAGUGUUUGCUAGGUUACAUUUUCAUAAAUUUACAUUAUUUCAUAUGCUAGAUUUCACUCAGUGUUGCUAUACCACCCCUGGUCUAAAUAACAGUGGGGAAAGUUGCUGAACAAAUCCCUUUUGCUAUAUUUCCUUCACAAGCUUCUCAAUGUGGGGAAAGUGGAGAAGUGAGCUGCUGAAAUGAAGUCAGAGUGGUUAAUGAGACUGAACCAAAGCCAAAGAGAACAUGAGGCUGCCUGUGACAGACAAUAUGGUGCUAUAGGAUGAACUUGAUCCGACUUGCUUCAGAGCAUGUAUUUAUUUAAGUGUGCUUUGUAUUUUAGGCAACCACAUUACAGUUUGUAUACCUGCACCACAAUAAUUAUAAAAAAAAACUAGUGAGAACUACAUGGCAAACUAUGCACUGACUGAUACAUGCCAUAAUAUCUGCUAUUAAAAGUAAUGGCCAUGCAAACUAAUGAACGUUUUUUUAGCAUAAGUCAGUAGUACAUUGAUCAAUUUGCAAGUAUUGCUUACAGUAUUAUAAUAAAGAAAUAAACAGCG